Messenger RNA from Darwinula stevensoni, 1332 nucleotides. Lineage: Eukaryota; Metazoa; Arthropoda; Ostracoda; Podocopida; Darwinulidae. The record is from the annotation of a GenBank genome assembly.
AUGGGAGCGUUUCGAGUGCGAGGCGAGCCUCGCCGUCGCGAUGCGGCGAGGAUCCUCGACGUCGUCGUCUCGCCUCGCGAGAUCGAGGGGCAGAUCGGAGGGGCGAUGCGAGAUUCUUCGGAAUCAGAUUGCGUGAAUCACGCCGCCUGCGUCGGAAAUCAAUGGAGAACCUGCCAGUGCCAAGACGAUGACGACGUCGUCUUCGUCGUGGAACGCGGACGGAAUCCAGGGAUAAUUCUGGGAAUCGUGGAGUAUUUAUGCUUCCCGACUCGAUGGGAUGAAGAUCACUUCGAAGGAUUCCCGAUGAUUGUGGAGGCAGUCAUCGCUUCAGGUCGUGCAGAUCCAGGUAAUGCAACGGUGUCAGGAGAAAUGUCACCCGUCUGGAAGAUUCCUCAUUUGCAGGCGUUGUCUCGUAGUCGUGUGAGUGCUCGGCUCUCGUGCGCACGAUCGACCAAGCACGGAACAUCCUCAAUGUCAACCUUCAGUCAGUACUUCAGCAGAGAUCUUCUUAAUGCAAGUCGAGCUGCUCGGGUGCCUGGAAUGCGGGUCAUCGAGAAUGUGGGUCAUGAAGAAUGUCAUGCCUUCCCACCAUUCAGUUCCAGUCAGAAGAGGUGCUCGUGGGCGUAUAUUGUCAACAUCAUAAAGAAGAUUGAGUGGAAAACGCAGUGUCAUAAGAAAAAACCAAAAGAGUGCGAGUGUAAUGAAGACUACAAGGAAGAAAAAGGCCGAUGCAUGCCAGAGAAUGGUGCAGGGUUGGACGACUCCUGCGAUCCAAGCUUGCAUAAUUGUUAUUCGGAACACGCUGAGUGCAUCGGCGAGCCCGGUUCUGCAACUUGCAAGUGCACGUUGGACUAUGUACGGGAUGAAGACCUCUGCAUGGAAUCCAGGACUGGGCGAACUGACGCUGCCCUCGCAAUUUGCACCCCGGAUAAUUCGGAAUGCGCUGGCGAUUCCGGUUCGGAAACAUGCCGAUGCAAGGAGGGUUUCACUGAAGAUGAUGGCAAAUGCCGGCUGCUAUACCUCGGUGAAUUGUGCAACGAGUGGCACGAGUUCGUAGCUCCGAAUUCGCAUUGCUUCCAAGAUGACGGUGGUCUCUCGACCUGUCAGUGCUUGCCGGACUACGUCCAGGAACAGGAUCGAUGCAGUGAGUUUUCUCAAGCCACAGAGGGAGUGAGACAAUUUUACAAUUCUGCCUUCUCUUCUUCAUCUCUGGCGAUCAUUUAUCGUAACAAGGCUGCACGGCUCUCUUAUUCCGGAGUCCAGCAUUCGCUGCCUCUUGCUGUUCAGCGGUCUCAGCGGCCCUACGCACAUCUGCUUGCUGUUCAUCACUGA